CUGUGAAUGACUAAAGAAAAGAGACAUGGCUCAGGAAAUGCUGGUCCCUCAUGCUGAUAUCUACCGUGUCCUCUCUUUUACUUUCCUGAUUCAUCUGGCCACCUUCCAAGAGGAUUUAAACACCUUACCACCAAAUGCGGAGAAUGUGACAAUUACUGGGAACUUGCUGGUAAGUGUGAGCCCCUGCAGCAAAACCUGUGGGCUAGGUUGGAGGUCCGAGUAUUACUGCAAGAUGGACAAAAAGGGGCAGAAAAGUAACUGCACGUUAACAAACGCCUUGUGCCUGAUCAAUCAGGACUGUGGUCUGAUAGCCAAGACCACCACCGUAGGUGCCACCUUGAGUAUCAGCUGCCUGGAUGCAACCAUCAAAACUUUAGGAUCAUCAGAUUUCAUCUUCGUGUGGAAGAUUGCGAGGGGAAUUGUGACAACAGAUCAAUAUUUAUUCAAACUCUUUCCAAUCAGGGAUACAAACACACCCUGGAUGAUUAUUGUAAAAGCUGUGGAGGAGAAGCAUGCUGGGACGUAUAUGUGCCAAGUGCAGAACUCAAAGACAAUGCAAAUUGUCAAGCGUGUGCUCAUUGGAGUGAGGGUCAUCCCGGAAAAAUUGGUGCAACUGAAUUAUUAUGAAGUGCUGUCACCUGAGCAAAAGGAGGAAUUGGAAAUCCUGCAAGGAAAUCUGGUGAAGAAGAAGUCAAAAUCAUUUUUUGCGAAAGUAAAAGCUUUAUUUAAAAGUGCGAACACGGCUGUGCGUGUCAUUGCCAUCGGUUUGGCAAUCGGCGGGGCCUGUGCUUUUGUUCUUGGAGCCAUAUUUUUGUGUAUGACAAAUUACUGA
This is a messenger RNA of Chiloscyllium plagiosum (whitespotted bambooshark), 832 nucleotides long. It is a transcript of the gene tmem81, whose product is annotated as transmembrane protein 81. The record is from RefSeq and is a predicted model, not a curated record. NCBI's taxonomy places the organism in Eukaryota, Metazoa, Chordata, Chondrichthyes, Orectolobiformes, Hemiscylliidae.